AUGGCGUCAAACCCUCCAGGUCGCUGUUGUAUCGUUGGCGCUCGCCAUGAUACUGAUAUACAUCGAAGAGGCGAACCAACUGGAGAAUUGAUCAACAUUGAACCAAACAUUCAAGCAUAUCUAGCAACCCCGCCUGUGGGAAAAUCCCACGAGAAGGUGGCUGUGUUGUUUUUGCCUGAUGUCUUUGGGAUCUGGCAAAACAGCAAGCUUGUCGCGGAUUCUUUUGCCGCGAAUGGAUAUACUUGUCUGCUCCUCGACACAUUCGACGGCGAUGCAGUGCCAUUGGACAAAGGUCAUUCUGGAACUUUCGACUUCCAUAGCUGGCUCCAGAAUGGAUCUGAUGGUCAGCAUCCCCACGUCCCUGCAGCAGUUGAUCCCAUAGUCCUAGCCGGCAUCAAAAAUCUGAGAGAAAUGGGGUUCAAAAAGCUUGGCGCUGUCGGCUACUGCUUUGGUGCUAAGUACGUCAUUCGCAAUUUGAAGGAAGGUGGAAUUGAUUGCGGUUAUAUCGCUCACCCAUCCUCUGUCGAGGAGGAUGAGCUUGCUGCUAUAUCCGGGCCGCUUUCCAUUGCAGCUGCGGAGAUCGACCGUGUCUUUCCCAUGGAAAAACGACACAAGUCGGAGGAGAUCUUAAUCAAGACAAAGCAGCCUUAUCAGAUCAACUUAUUUUCUAGCGUUACGCACGGCUUUGCUGUUCGAGGCGACCUUAGCGUCCAGAUUCAGCGAUUUGCCAAAGAACAGGCUUUUUUGCAAGCCAUAUCUUGGUUCGACGAGUACCUGAAGAUUUGA
Molecule: messenger RNA, 786 nt
Organism: Trichoderma aggressivum f. europaeum
Lineage: Eukaryota; Fungi; Ascomycota; Sordariomycetes; Hypocreales; Hypocreaceae
Exons: 3
Coding region: 1-786 (261 amino acids)
Molecular function (GO): hydrolase activity
Source: RefSeq, a predicted model, not a curated record